Molecule: messenger RNA, 1071 nt
Organism: Nannizzia gypsea CBS 118893
Lineage: Eukaryota; Fungi; Ascomycota; Eurotiomycetes; Onygenales; Arthrodermataceae
Exons: 3
Coding region: 1-1071 (356 amino acids)
Source: RefSeq, a predicted model, not a curated record
AUGUUGUUAUUCGCACUUGCCCUGCCCAUUCUUCUACUGCAUGCAGCUUCAGCAGUACGCUUCACAGCACGCUCACCAUGCGCCGAUGUCUGUGGCGGCAUGAUGGCCAAUACCACUGGCGAUGAGAUUGUGUGCCAUGAUAAUGAAUUCAAUGACACACCCAAAGGACGUCGUUUCCGAGACUGCGUGUCCUGCGAAUUGCAAAGUACAUUUUAUGAUGUGUUCCAUGACGAAUCCGAUGUUAAAUGGGGUUUACAUAACCUACGAUACGCCUUUUCUACCUGUAUUUACGGUUACCCCAAGGUGUUACAAUCGCUAUCCACACCGUGUCAGGUUACUUGUCAAGGACUCUCAGAAUCCCUCAAGUAUAAACAAACGGAGCCGCUAGGAAGGAAUAUCUAUGACUUUUGUGGGAUAUCAACGUUCUCCGACAAAGAUAUCACUGAUUGCACCAUAUGCUACUCCUUGACCGAGAACGAAAAGUUUCUUGCUAACUUUCUCGAGGCAGUCCGUGAAGGAUGCCGCGCCAGAGUCCCCGCGGGAGACAAGUUUUUUAUCGAACCUAAUAGGAUUUUCAACAAGCUGAUGUUACCAGCAAACCAAGAUCCACAACUCCCGGGAACGAAUACCGGCCGCUCAAAGAAAAAUCUGAUCCUCGUCAUUGUCUUGCCCAUUGUUGGAUUUUUAUUAUUCGGCACGGCUCUGGCGGUGGGCUGCUUCUUUUAUAUCCGGAACCGUCGCCGAAGAGCCAGACGGGAAAGCCAGUCGAGUAGUCUACAUGAAAGAUGGAAUGACACUUCCAUCAUGACUCCGUCACACAAUGGUCUGCACAAGUACUGGGGAGGAGAACAAACUCAUCAGGCACAGCAUCCGUAUGAUCCUAAUAUGGCACAAUCUUACGACAAUUCAUACUAUGCGCCAGAUCAACGGGAUGUCAAGUAUCCGUCCGAGGCACAUAUGAUGACCUCUCUCGCCCCUCAAACAACCCAACAUGCCACCGACGGCGACCGGAAAGUCCCAAUAUUAUCUGCGGCGCCACCUCCACGGAAGUCACUAACGAACAAUAGAUAG